This is a messenger RNA of Diaporthe citri, 672 nucleotides long. RefSeq lists its product as uncharacterized. The transcript is spliced from 2 exons. The record is from RefSeq and is a predicted model, not a curated record. Lineage: Eukaryota; Fungi; Ascomycota; Sordariomycetes; Diaporthales; Diaporthaceae. The coding region runs from base 1 to 672 and encodes 223 amino acids.
AUGCUCUCCUUCCUAGCACGCCGCGUCCCCAGGACCACCAUCUCGCACCUGGACAGGAUAACCCUCGACGGCGGCCGCUCCGCGGCAGAGUUCAAGCCGCCGGCCGACCGCUACCUCGUGGCCAACCGCCUGCCGCCCGCAGCCUCGGCCCAGGAGGCCGCGCGCCUGGGCCUACCUCACAGGGGCGCCAGCUCGUCGCUCGCGCCGCCGCCGCACCGCCACCCCUGGCAGGACGAGACCUUCCACGUCGUGAGCGGGACGGCAAAGUUCACCCUGGGCCGCGGGCGCGGCGGGACGGAGCGGCUCGCCGGGGCCGGGGAGGUCGUUGUGAUCCCUCGGCGGGCGGCCCACACCUUUUGUAAUGCGAGUGAGGAGGAGGACCUGGUCGUGGAGUUCGUGCUGGACCCUGCGUCCCGGGACGCGGAUGAGGCUUAUUUCCGUAACGUCUGGGGGUACCGAGAUGACUGCCGCAGGGCCGGCGUGAAGCGGAGCCUCUUACAGGCCCUGUUGUUCAUGCACCGUGGCGGCGUGGUGAUGGCUCUUCCCGGGCCCGACGGCAUCUCCAGGGCUUUAGGUUUGCUGCUGAACUACGUUGGCGGGGUGUUAAUUGGCAAGUGGCUGCUUGGCUACUCAGCCUGCUACCCUGAGUACCAUCACCCAAGCUCCCGUUGA